AAAUUCAUAAAGCAAGCCUCAUUUUAAGAAUUUCAAAUUUUAAGGUGUAAUUUGACACAUUUAAUUUAAUUAAUUCAGCCAUUCUGGUGCAAAUUUUUCCGUUCCAAAAGAAUACACAAGGCCCGAACCCGAUGACCUGAUCUACAAAUUUCACCAACAUAAUAAAAGUGAGCAAAUACCAAAAUAUCUUCUUCUCGUUAUCUUCUGCAACUCUGUACAAAAAUGGAUACUUGCCUUUCCUCAAACCACUCACCGGAGGCAGUAGACAAGCUGAACAAUUGCGCUGGAAAACCCGCCCCACAAUUUCUCAUAUUCCCACUGUCCUCACCUCCUUGGAAUCUUAUUCGCGGCUCUCCGUUUUCCAGGCAGACUUUAAGCUCGAACCCUUCGAAGGUUGUUCAGGAAGUUCAAAAAUCCAUAGCCUCUAAUGUUGAGAAAUGCCUGAGGAUGAUGGAUAUUUUAAGGGCCCAAAAUAGGGUUCUUGAUAAAGUUCUGUCUUUCUAUGCUCAUAUUCGAAAUGGCUGUCAGCUUCCAAGAAUGAACAAGUGGAAUAUGUCCAUCCCUUCCAAUUCAAAUUUUGCCGCCAUUUUACCUGGUAAUUCAGUAGCUGGAGUUGUUGUAACAAACGGGAUCUCGAAUUUCUUAAACAUCUACAACACCGUGUUGGUUGUGAGGCUCGUCUUGACUUGGUUUCCUAAUGCCCCUCCAGCAAUUGUCAGCCCCCUUAGCACUUUAUGUGAUCCGUACUUGAACAUAUUCCGGGGACUUAUUCCACCACUAGGAGGGCUGGAUUUGUCACCGAUAUUAGCAUUUCUUGUUUUGAAUGCAUUUACAAGUGCGGCUGCUGCACUGCCUGCCGAACUUCCAUCAACAGAAGGAUUGAAAGGUAUUAUUCAAACUCGUGAAAUGGCAUCUUCUUGUCUUACUUCAUCACAGAAGAAGUGGAUGAGGAGGUUUUCUAGAAGCAAAGAAACAAGUUCCAAUGGUGAAGUUUAAGUUCUCUUCUAGUUGUUUGCUUUUCCUUCUUUGUUAUUUUGAAAAGCUAUGUGAUUGUAUUUCGAGAUACAUUGCUCUUUAUAAUAUAUGAAAUUUUAGUUGGGAUUCUGAUUUAUUAUAUGUAUAUAGGAUAAUGAUUUUUCCCAUUACUAAUUUAUCUUGUUUUCAC
Molecule: messenger RNA, 1165 nt
Organism: Striga asiatica
Lineage: Eukaryota; Viridiplantae; Streptophyta; Magnoliopsida; Lamiales; Orobanchaceae
Source: the annotation of a GenBank genome assembly